GUAAUGGUAGGUCGAUUUGUCUAGUCUACUCAAAAAGAACAUGUGGAAAGGGGCCAUUCGCCGUGCAGUCGUGCCGAGGAGUUGUCCACUGCUAUAUUAUUAUGCAUAGGGCUUCCGGAAGCCCGUCUACCUUGCUUGGUGAACUAACCUUAGCACCUAACUCCACUAUGGCACAACCCGCUAAUAGCCAAACGCCAGAGACAGCCGAGGGUAAGGUGACAUGUAAUAUUAUUUACUCUAAACUUUAUAUUUGUCAACGACUUUCAUAUUGUUCCCGAGAGACCUGGCCACGAACGGGAUAUAUUCACUGCACGUCAGUUUUCAAUCGUGCAAACACAUUGUAGUGUGCAGGUUCCUCAUGACAGUUUCGAGGCGCACUGCAGCUAUGGCGGCUUCCAGAAUGAAGAGCUGGUUCCCCACCACGACAUCACCACUGAUAGUCAGCGCGCCCAUGGCCUUCGUGACUAAUGUGCAGCUGGCAUCAGAAGUCAGCAGAGUAGGUGGCUUAGGUUUUAUUCAAGGUGGCCGCGACUUCUCCGCUGGCUCGCCAGCUCUCAAGAAGCUUGACGAGGAUCUCUCUACAGCGCGUCAAGCGCUCAAGGUCGGCGGGGGCGCCAGGGAUACGCUGCCGAUUGGCGUCGGAUUUGUUGCCUACCCAUCCUCGGUCAGUGAGUUCGCUAAUACCACUACUCCGAUCCUGCAAAGUCAUCGGCCGGCUGCCGUUUGGCUCUUUGCGCCGUCCCCCUCAGCGCCCACCACCAUCGCAGACAUCAUCCAGUCUUUGUCCUCGGUGGGAGGUGAGUGGGGAUUAAAGGUCGUCGUCCAAGUAGGCAACGUAGCCGCUGCCCGGCAGGCUGCGGAGGAGGGGGCCCACAUCAUCGUCGCUCAAGGAAUAGAUGCUGGAGGACAUCAAUGGGCUAGCGGAGCAAGUAUCGUCAGUUUGGUACCGGAAGUGGCGGAUAUGCUGAAGACAGAGUUCCCCGACCGCGAGAUAGGCCUCUGGGCCGCAGGAGGCAUUGCAGAUGGCCGGGGUGUCGCUGCUGCCUUAGCCCUAGGCGCAGAAGGUGCAGUCCUAGGAACAAGAUUCAUGGUGGCAACCGAAUCCGAUACACAAGACUAUAAGCGCCAAGUCAUUCUAUCCACAACAGAUGGUGGGGCAACUACGGCCAAGUCACAAAUCCAUGACCAUAUCCAGGGAAACCGCGAAUGGCCCGAUGUAUAUGACGGUAGGGCAGUGAUUCACCCAUCGUAUCAGGAUCAGCAGAGCGGCAUCUCAUUCGAGGAGAACGAGAAGCGCUUCAAAGCUGCUAAAGAAGCUGGAGAAGUCUCAAGAAUGGUGACUUGGUCAGGCACUGGUGUAGGACUCAUCAAAGAAGCGCUUCCUGCCGCAGAUAUUGUACAGUUACUGAGAGAGCAGACAUUGAAGGUAAUCGGACCGCUAAAACAAAUACGCAGAAUCAUGCGGUGUACCGGGUUCCAUCCCUGCCAUGCAGCCAAGGCCUAAAGGCGAAAGGAAUGCCGACGCUGCUGCAACUCCGGUGUCCAAAGUAGUCACCCGUGAGAAAGCCCAGUUUCCCCGAGGACAGUACGAUUGGUCCUUAGUGGUGCCAGUCAUAUACAAUC
Messenger RNA from Truncatella angustata, 1623 nucleotides. Its product is annotated as 2-nitropropane dioxygenase. Bases 359 to 1504 code for a protein of 381 amino acids. The transcript has 6 exons. The record is from RefSeq and is a predicted model, not a curated record. NCBI's taxonomy places the organism in Eukaryota, Fungi, Ascomycota, Sordariomycetes, Amphisphaeriales, Sporocadaceae. Gene Ontology annotation, molecular function: nitronate monooxygenase activity.